AUUGUUAACUGAUUUUAUCAUAAAAAUAUAGUGGCUAACAAUAACCAUGAGAUGAUGACUCUUACUAUAUAAACAAAACAUUAUUACAUUUAGAAGCAGAAAAGCUAAUUGUUCAAUAAUAUCAAUACGUAACUACUACUACUAUUCUAAACAUGGAAAUCAGUCGGAGUAAUGUUGGUGGCGGCAGCAAUGACGGCCCUCUGUUCGACAGUUUUAGGACGGAACUGCUGUCUCCGGCUGCUCAGGCGGUGGUUGAUCAGAUUCAGUCAUCAUCUUCGGCGUCAUGGAGGCUUAACGUUAGCGAAUUUCAUCUUCCAGAACAACGACGCUCCUCCGAUCAUCACUCCUUUAGUGUCCGUCGUCUCCUUCCCACUCCCAGGAAACAGGGUAAAAUUGCGGAAUAUUACAAAAGGCAAGAAAGGCUUGUGGAAGGGUUCAAUGAGAUGGAUACCAUUAAUGAAUCUGGUUGCUUACCUGCAAGUCUAACUGAGGACGAAAUGAAGCAGCUUGCUAAGAGUGAAAGGAUGGCUAUUCAUUUAUCAAACAUGGCUAAUGUAAUCCUUUUCAUCGCAAAAAUAUAUGCAUCUGUUCAGAGCAAAUCAUUGGCUGUUAUAGCAUCGACGUUGGAUUCUCUCUUAGACCUCUUAUCCGGGUUUAUUCUGUGGUUUACUUCUCAUGCCAUGAAAAAUCCAAAUCAGUAUCACUAUCCUAUUGGGAAAAAAAGGAUGCAGCCUGUGGGUAUUAUUGUUUUUGCAUCUGUAAUGGCAACACUAGGAUUACAAAUACUGUUCGAGUCUGCAAAAGAACUCAUAAAUCAGUCUCGCCCUGAGAUGGACCACGAGAAGGAAAAAUGGACGAUUGGGAUUAUGGUCUCGGUCACAGUAGUCAAGUUUCUGCUUAUGGUCUACUGUCGAAGGUUCAAAAAUGAAAUCGUAAGAGCUUAUGCCCAAGACCAUUUCUUUGAUGUCAUAACCAACUCAGUUGGAUUAGUGACUGCUGUCUUAGCAGUCCGAUUCUACUGGUGGAUCGAUCCUACAGGAGCUAUCAUAAUAGCUGUGUACACAAUAAGCACGUGGGCGAGGACAGUAGCAGAAAAUGUCGGGUCACUCAUAGGAAGAACAGCUCCACCAGACUUUCUUACGAAAUUAACCUAUCUUAUAUGGAAUCAUCAUGAAGAGAUCAAGCACAUUGACACGGUUAGAGCAUAUACUUUUGGCGUAAAUUACUUUGUGGAAGUUGAUAUAGUGUUGCCAGAGGACAUGUUUUUGAAUCAGGCACAUAAUAUUGGUGAAACACUGCAAGAAAAACUGGAGCAACUCCCUGAAGUAGAGCGUGCUUUUGUCCAUAUAGACUUCGAGUUUACUCACAGGCCAGAACACAAAAUCACAGUGUAAUGACAUACAUACUAGUUGCAUUAAGUACCCUUACUCAAAAUAAUAUUCAUGUUGAGUUGAAUC
Molecule: messenger RNA, 1457 nt
Organism: Solanum stenotomum
Lineage: Eukaryota; Viridiplantae; Streptophyta; Magnoliopsida; Solanales; Solanaceae
Product: metal tolerance protein 9-like
Exons: 6
Coding region: 153-1394 (413 amino acids)
Biological process (GO): transmembrane transport; monoatomic cation transport
Cellular component (GO): membrane
Molecular function (GO): monoatomic cation transmembrane transporter activity
Source: RefSeq, a predicted model, not a curated record